UUAUCUGCGUAUAGCCGGAGCGCAGGACUUACAGGUGACCAUUAAUAAAAACGGAGAAGACUUUAUGAAGGGAGAACAAAAAGAGAACGAUUCAUAGAUAGAUAUUGAUUUCAACUCGAGAUUCUUAAGAAUAUGUAACCUUAAUUGGCAUCUGUUAGAUAAAAAACGAAAUAAUUUCUCGGGGAAAUCGGCGUUUUUCAAAUUCAAGCAAUGAGACCGAGUACUUUCUUUUAUUGGAAAGCUCAUUCGUUUCGUAUGGAAACGUUUAAAGAAGCAUCAAUUAAGACUUUUGCGCAGAGCCACGCGCGUCUCCCCCGUCUCCGGACGGGCGGCCGCUAACCUGUAGUACUUUGAGAGAAAGUCAUGAAAAGUGUCAGCAGUCAUGGAGUCGACGGCUUUUAGUAAUCACUCGGAUUUAAGGUGGCAUUCGAACCAAACCAAUGAUGCAGUAUCACCUCCAAAACUUUUGUUUGGGAUUGGCACCGACAAUUUUAUAACGCUUCUCGUAUUUGGACUGAUAUUCAUCCUCGGGGUUGUAGGGAACUCCAUGGUGAUCACAGUACUGGCACGGAGCAAGCCUGGCAAACCCAGGGGCACCACUAACAUCUUCAUUCUCAACCUCAGCAUAGCCGAUCUCUCGUACCUCCUUUUCUGCAUACCCUUCCAGUCGACGGUCUACAUGCUGGACACAUGGGUCCUGGGCGCCUUCAUCUGCAAGUUCAUCCACUACUUCUUCACCGUGUCCAUGCUGGUCAGCAUCUUCACCCUGUCGGCGAUGUCCGUGGACCGCUACAUCGCCAUCGUCCACUCCAGAAAGUCGUCCUCGAUCAGGGUAGCCAAGCACGCCCUGAUUGGAGUGGCUCUCAUCUGGAUCCUCUCGUUUGCCAUGGCUGCUCCUGUUGCUUACAACCAGAACAUCGUCCAGAGAAACGAGAACAACACCUACUGCUGGGAAGUGUGGCCGGACCAGAGCCAGAAGAAAGUAUAUGUGGUGUGCACGUUUAUAUUCGGAUACGUGCUACCUCUGCUUUUGAUUUCUUUUUGCUAUACAAAGGUUUUAAAUCAUUUGCACAAGAAGUUGAAGAACAUGUCAAAAAAAUCGGAAGCGUCGAAGAAAAAGACUGCCCAGACCGUCCUGGUGGUGGUGGUGGUCUUCUGCUUGUCCUGGCUGCCACACCACGUGGUCCACCUCUGGGUGGAGUUCGGCUCCUUCCCUCUGAACCAGGCGUCCUUCCUGUUCCGCGUGGCAGCGCACUGCCUGGCCUACAGCAACUCCUCGGUCAACCCCAUCAUCUACGGCUUCCUGUCGGAGAACUUCCGGAAGGCGUAUAAGCAGGUGUUCCGCUGUCAGGUCGCCAGUGAGUCUCCUCUGAACGACAUCAAGGAGAUACGGAGCAAGGUGGACACUCCACCCUCCACCAACUGUACCAAUGUCUGACUGGAUGUUCUGGUCGCAGGGGCAGAAGACUGCUAGUGCAUCUGGGAGCAAGAAAGAAGAGCUAUGGACACAUAUCAAACCUGGAGUAACCAGCAGCUGAUCAGCAGCUUCUCGAUCAUGAACCUGUGAAAGGAAUUAUCAUCUAAAUAUAAUCCAGCAUGCCUUUUCAAAUCCCAUUACCGCUGCCAUUAACUGAGAGGUGAAAAGGCGUUAUUAAAAACUUUAAAGGAACCUGGAAAUAUUUUUAUUCGUAUUUUAAUCUUGCAGCUGGUAUUUAUGUUGGUUCAGAGACUGUGCUGUUCACUUCAGCUCAACUUAUAUACUCAAGAAAAAAAUAGCAGGAUUAAAAAUAAAACAUGCAGCCAGCUUUCAUUAAAAAGAAAAAAAAACAUAUUUCAUUAUCAAAAUGGCUUUGGAUUUGUGUUUGUGAAGCAUGGCAAUCACUUUGAGUAAUCAGAUCUCUUUGUUGGUUCAAACAUCUUAACCACGAAGGAAUGCCUAUUAAUUUAGUAAAAUCCUCGGGGCUGUAUGGAAUGAUGCUCUUUUCUCUGUCCAGCUGUUUUUAAAAUGUAUGUGAUUGUGGAGACGCCAUUGUAAAUGACACAUAAAUCGUAAAUUUCUCUUUUGUCAUGGUUGUAAUAAAUAUAUGCAUGUUCAUAA
Brienomyrus brachyistius is the source of this 2098-nucleotide messenger RNA. RefSeq names its product galanin receptor type 1-like. Gene Ontology annotation, molecular function: galanin receptor activity. Lineage: Eukaryota; Metazoa; Chordata; Actinopteri; Osteoglossiformes; Mormyridae. The record is from RefSeq and is a predicted model, not a curated record. Gene Ontology annotation, biological process: negative regulation of adenylate cyclase activity; G protein-coupled receptor signaling pathway; positive regulation of cytosolic calcium ion concentration. Bases 383 to 1438 code for a protein of 351 amino acids. Gene Ontology annotation, cellular component: membrane. The transcript is spliced from 3 exons.